UCACAAUUCGUAAGCGGUUAAGUGAAGACGUGGUCUAUCCGCCCAGCCCUAAGUGAUAAAAGAAUAUCGAAAAUUUGUAAAAAAAAAGAUUUGAAAAAAUUUUUACAGACAAAAAUUAAAACUCUUGAAUAUUAAAUUUGAUCAAAAAACUAUAUUUAAGAAAAAAUCACAACUAUUGAGUGUUAAAAAAAUUAAACAAAAUCAAAUGUUUUGAAAAAUUUUACCAUACCUAGUCACCUUCACCUAACCUUGUGGAUUAUUUACCAAAAUUUGGAUAUAUUUUUAUUUAAAAAGCUGUCUACCGCAAAAACAUUUCUCCAAGAUGUUGAAAUGGGCUGUAAAUGGUCCUCGCCAGACAUAUCUGCAAAGCAAUGAGCACCUCAACCAUAACAUACCCUCUGCGGAGCAAACACGUUUGACACAAGUUCAGCGUCGUCGUUUGAAGCGUAAAUCAUCGGAUGUAGGUUCGCUGAGGCCAAGGACCUCAUGGCAUGACAAAGAGAAUCAAUACACCUCAACCCCCUUGCACCCCACCUCCCGCAGUUUCAAUGAAAGUCCUUCGCGUAAACUCGACAGCCUUAAGGAUUUGAGUAACAUUGUGGCGGAGCCAUUGGCCUUUAAUUCGCCCAAGAGACUAUCGUUAGCCAAAACUCCCCCCAGUCUGCUGAAAACGCCAGAGCCUUGUUCGGCUGCAAAAUCUAAUAUGCCCACCAAUUAUGCCUCCACUUUACCAACCUUCGAUGUAGAAUACUCUCCCUGUGCUUUAAUUCCCGGUCCUCUGCUGGCCCUUCGAGGGGUUGGCAUACCGGAUUCCUAUUUUGAAAAGCCCCGCUAUAUAACCCCACAUCCUCAUCCCCAAGAUUCACCAAACUCCAAUGAAGAAACCCUGGAAACAAAGUCUUUUGUUAAGCCCAAGGAAUUAACUAUCCGUUACCCAACAUCAAUGGAAGAAUCCUCCCUCAGUUCCUCAAAAAUGGGUGAUGUUACAUUGGAACGCAUGAUUGAUGCCAUUUUAGAAAGCACUCGCAAGGACCGAAGACAACAAAAGGCCCACAAACACCAUGGCAAUGGCCAUCAUAAUAUGUCCCCCUCCUAUACGCCUGCAGAAGAUCCUGCCAGCGACCUCCACGAAGUCUGGGAUUCCGAGAAAGCCCGUUAUCGCCAAAAAGAACAAGAAUUUCGAGCAAAGCUUACCAAGAAGAGUUUAUUCAAUGAACGUGAGGUAUGCUCUCCCCGCCUGUCGCAAGAAGAAAUCGAUGCUGGCCAGCUAAGAAGGCAGGGUGGCGUGAGGCGAAAACGUAAACUCAAUCAAAUCAAGGCUAGUGUUAUCAGUUCCGCCCAAAAACUGCUGGGCAAAUCCGCACAUCAGCAAACUCCCCUUUUACAUUCCUACAACCUGCGUAAUGUCUUUGAAGCCGAACUAAUACAAGACGAAGUACAUCCCCAGAAACUUAUGCGCAAUGUCAGCCCUGACAGUGGUCACAAUUCUUCCAGCGAAUAUGAAGAGGAAGACAAUGAUUCCACAUUGGCCUGCCAGACAACCACAACCCUGGAAGAUACCAAAACCCUGGAUGCCACAAAAAGACGACUUAGUUUCUCUCUAACAAAAUUAAGCGAUAGUUGAGAGUUGAGUUUGGAUAGCCAGAUACCCUAAGUUGCAGAAUGCUUUCAAAGCAUAUACAAUAAUUUAUGUUUAUUGAUAAGUGGUGGUUUUAUGGAAACGAUUCAAAGAGUUGAAGACUU
Messenger RNA from Stomoxys calcitrans (stable fly), 1743 nucleotides. RefSeq lists its product as uncharacterized. The record is from RefSeq and is a predicted model, not a curated record. Lineage: Eukaryota; Metazoa; Arthropoda; Insecta; Diptera; Muscidae. The coding region runs from base 323 to 1624 and encodes 433 amino acids. The transcript has 2 exons.